Frankliniella occidentalis (western flower thrips) is the source of this 1959-nucleotide messenger RNA. RefSeq names its product ovarian-specific serine/threonine-protein kinase Lok-like. Gene Ontology annotation, molecular function: ATP binding; protein binding; protein serine/threonine kinase activity. NCBI's taxonomy places the organism in Eukaryota, Metazoa, Arthropoda, Insecta, Thysanoptera, Thripidae. Gene Ontology annotation, cellular component: nucleus; cytoplasm. Gene Ontology annotation, biological process: protein phosphorylation; mitotic DNA damage checkpoint signaling. Bases 374 to 1882 code for a protein of 502 amino acids. The transcript is spliced from 9 exons. The record is from RefSeq and is a predicted model, not a curated record.
GACUGCCGACUGAUGCAAAAGAUCGCUUUUGUUUACGUCCCGUGCAGCUCCUUCCUUGUCGCUCUCAUGGGGCAUGGGGCAAAGCUACUUGACGCCUUGACGGUUACAUAUUCAGGCUGACUCUGCCGACGGAAGAGUGGACCUUACCCGAAACCAAGAAAGCGGCUCCGUUCAAAAAACGCGCGAUUGGUGGAGUUCAAUCAGUAAUUCUUUUUGAGCAGUGCUCUAUCAAACAGCAGUCGUUGUCAGUGUGGUCAACCUGUAUAAACACGAGCAAGCAGAAGCAGCGCGAGGACUAGCCGGCUCGUUUAACCCGUUCAACACACCAGUGACAGUCAAGUAAAGAUGGAGAAAACUAAUUUAAGCAAGGAAAAUGGCAGACCCGGACCUUGAUGAGACCCUACCGACUACUCAAGGUAGCACUCAGCCAGUUAGUCAAGAUCCCGGUACCGAUAACUCUCCUAAGGAUGUACUAAGUCCGGUCAGUCAGACGUAUUGGGGUAGAUUGUGCCCACUCUCACGUCGGUUAAAACAUCACGAUUUGGUGGAGAGCUCAAUAACAUUUGGGACAAAAUCUUCUAAUACUAUUGUUAUUCAUGAAGGACUUGUAGAUAAAGACUACUUCAAGUACCUGGACUCAGUACACUUUCGUAUUGAAAGGGAUUCGAUUUUGAUAAAAGGCAGUAAUAACUUCAGGAGACCCAAAGUUGACAUUCAUGACUUGAGUCGUCAUGGUCUUUUUAUUAAUGGUUACAAAGUGGGUAGUGGACCUAGAUCAAUAUCUACACCUACCAAGUCUGGCUCUUCCUCCACAGAACUAAAAAACAAUGAUUUGAUUUCACUGCCAACCAAUAAAAAUGGAAUAUAUGAUAAGAAAUUUGAUGCCUACAUCUUUAUAGAUAGUUACGCUCCAAUUCCUUCUCACUUUCCCAAGUCAGUUGUUGAACAAUAUCAUGUAUCACUCAAACUAGGUGCAGGUGCCUUUGGUGAAGUUCAUCUCACAUCCAAUAAGGCCACUGGACAAACCUCCGCUAUGAAAGCAAUUGUACAGUCUUUCGCACCGGAUUUUAAUUCAGUGGAUAAACAACGUUGCAGUAACAAAUUAUUGAAUGAACUUGAGAUUCUCAGAACUUUAGAUCAUCCAAAUGUUAUAAAGCUAAACAACUCAAUUCUCCACAAAAACGAAUGUUUUGUGUUUCUUGAAUACAUGGAAGGAAGUGAUUUAGCUGAAAGAAUUUCCAAGUUAGGGAGACUUCCAGAACACAUCACUAAAAUUUUGUUUUAUCAAAUUUGCUUAGGAGUGCAGUACCUACAUUCCAAUAGAAUAAUUCAUCGUGACAUAAAGCCAGCUAAUGUACUUUUGGCAUCAAGAAGGAGCGAAACUUUGGCAAAGCUGACUGACUUUGGACUGUCAAAAGUUUUGAGAUCCACAGAGAAUAUGCGAACACUUUGUGGAACGAGAUUGUAUGCCGCCCCCGAGUUGCUGUCAUGCAAGAAUGAAGGAAAAUACACAGCUCAGGUGGAUAUAUGGAGUUUGGGAGUUCUACUCUUUGUUUGCCUUUCUGGAGAUGAUCCAUUUGCCACAGAGCCCCACUUAAUUGAAAAGCACAUUAUGAUAGCCCUGUAUGUUAUGACUCCUGAUGUGUGGAAGAAUGUGUCAGUUGUUGCAAAGAACCUUGUGGAUUCGAUGUUAAUAAUUGAUCCGCUAGAGAGAAUCAGACUGACUGACCUUCUAAAGGAUGAAUGGUUUCAGGAUGCUAACCUGCAUGUGAAAUUAAAGACAUUGUAUGAAUUUUAUGGCCAUCCAUUACCAGAAUACAAUCUGAAAUCAACAAUACACAACCCACACAAAAAAAUCAAAACCCAAUUGAAUGAAUUUUAAUGUAUUUUUUUUUACAUUUCUUUUCAGUUUAUUAAAGUGAUUCUAAUUUGUGAUAAAACUAUAUAUUUUCCACUCAA